AUGAACGAAGAACAAGCAUUUUGUACAUUGGUAAAAAUAAUGUACGACUAUCAACUGCGAGACUUGUUUAAAUUGGGCUUUGAUUCACUUCAUUUGCGGUUUUACCAACUAACACGGUUACUAAAGGAGUACGAAAGCAAUCUAGCUGCACAUCUUGAGCAUAUCGGCGUUGAAACGCAUAUGUACGCUUCGCAGUGGUUUCUCACUUUAUUUACAGCAAAGUUUCCACUUCAAAUGGUUUUCUUCAUAGUUGAUCUCUUUUUGAGUGAGGGAAUGAACACGAUAUUCCAUAUAUCUUUGGCAUUAUUGCAUGAUGCUGCUGCAGAUUUGUUACAGCUGGAUUUUGAGGGCGCAUUGAAAUACUUUCGCGUAACACUUCCCCGCAAAUACCGCACAGAAACAAAUGCAAAAGCGCUGAUUCAUCGAGCGGUGGAAUUCAAAGUGAGUUAUAUGUAG
Messenger RNA from Cylicostephanus goldi, 456 nucleotides. The record is from the annotation of a GenBank genome assembly. NCBI's taxonomy places the organism in Eukaryota, Metazoa, Nematoda, Chromadorea, Rhabditida, Strongylidae.